GGAGGAGGAGAAGGAGGAGGGACUCCGCAGCGGCAACAACUGACGUGUCCCCACCAUGGAGCUCGGCGUGAUUCAUCAGCAGCGGCUGCGGGGCGGCGGCGGGGCUGCGCGCACCCUCCCCGUGUAGGCACCGGCUCCGUUCCGCCGCCGCCUCCGAGCCCGCCGCUCCUCGGGCUCCGCGGCCACCCCGGGGGCGGCAAGAUGGAAGAAAUCCUGCGCAAGCUGCAGAAGGAGGCGUCGGGCAGCAAGCACAGGGCCAUCAAGGAGAGCUGCACCUGGGCCAUCGAAACCUUGGAUUCUCCUGAUGCUGCUAUCAAGAUCCCUCCAUAUCAGCUAAGGGAGAAGUGUCUCCUUCCUCUCCAACUGGCUUUGGAAUCAAAGAGCAUGAAGCUGGCCCAACAGGCUCUAGCAGGGAUGCAGAAGCUGCUGUCUGAUGAGAGGUUUGUAUCCUUGGAAACAGACUCGGAUGAGAAACAGUUGCUUAAUCAGAUCCUGAAUGCCGUCAAAGUGACUCCUGCGCUCAAUGAAGACCUGCAGGUUGAAGUGAUGAAGGUCUUGCUCUGUAUAACAUAUACCUCCACAUUUGAGCUGAAUGGGAGUUCAGUGUUGAAGAUUGCUGAGUUGUGUUUUGCAUGCCAUAGAGCUGGAAGUCCCCGAAUGCAUGAAACGAUCAAAAUGUCCAUUGCACACCUUCUUGGGGCCCUGAAUUGUCGCAUUUUUACUGAUGCUUCUUCGUCAGUGGCUUUUCAAAAGGUUUGCAUUGAGACAUAUGUAUCUAGCUGUCACCAGCGGAGCAUUAACACCGCUGUGCGGGCAACCCUCAGCCAAAUGUUGAGUGACUUGACUUUACAGUUACGGCAAAAGCAAGAAAAUAUGACAAUUGAAAACCAUGACACCUUGCAGAAAUUCAAGACUCAAGGUACUUCAACUGAGUCUCUUUGUGAUGAUGUUGUAUCUGUCCUCACUGUGCUCUGUGAGAAGCUCCAGGCUGUCAUAAAUGACAAUCGGCAACUUCAGCUUCUUUACUUAGAGUGCAUCCUCUCCAUGUUAAACAGCUCCUCUCCCAGCAUGCACCAGCACAAAGGAUUCACUGAUCUAAUAUGGAAGCAACUGUGUCCAGCCCUAGUAGUAAUCCUGGGGAAUCCAAUCCAUGACAAAACUAUCACCUCUGCCCACAGCAGCAUCUGCCUUGAGGCUGAUUCACCUUCCUCAGGGAUCUCUGAUCAUGGCCGGGGUUCGGGUUGUUCCUCAACAGCACCUGCUCUUAGUGGGCCCGUUGCACGGACCAUUUAUUAUAUUGCAGCAGAACUGGUUCGACUGGUGGGGUCAGUGGAAUCCAUGAAGCCUGUGCUGCAGUCUCUUUAUCACCGGAUAUUGCUUUACCCACCACCUCAGCACCGAGUAGAAGCCAUCAAAAUUAUGAAAGAGAUACUUGGCAGUCCUCAGCGGCUUUGUGAUUUGGCAGGACCCUGCUCUUCUGAGUCAGAAUCCAGGAAGAGGUCUAUUUCUAAAAGGAGGUCUCAUCUGGAUCUUCUCAAGCUUAUCAUGGAUGGGAUGACAGAAGCGUGCAUCAAAGGUGGUAUUGAAGCAUGUUAUGCUUCAGUGUCCUGUGUCUUUGCCCUACUUGGAGCAUUAGAUGAGCUGAGCCAAGGGAGAGGUCUCAGUGAAGAGCAGAUCCAGCUGCUACUUUCACAUUCAGAAGAACUGAAAGAUGGGACCGAGACAAGCAGAGACUCCAUGGAGAUCAAUGAGGCUGACUUUAGGUGGCAGAGGCGCAUCCUGUCCUCAGAAAAUCCUGCUUGGGAAUCAGGAAAUGAGAAGAGUCCUGAUAUUAGCAUUAGUGUUACCACAGACACUGGUCAGACCACUUUGGAAGGGGAUAUGGGACAGACAACGCCAGAGGAUAAUCCAGAAAGUCAAAAAAACUCACUGCCAUCUCCAGCUGUGCACGAAAGCAAAGAGAUUCAUUAUAGAGAACCAGAGUCAGAAACCAUUGACCAGCCAGAUGUUGUUCAGAGAAGCCACACCAUAGUCUAUCCGGAUAUAACUAACUUCUUGUCAGUUGAUUGCAAGACUCGGUCUUAUGGAUCCAGAUACAGUGAAAGUAACUUCAGUGUAGAUGACCAGGACCUUUCUAGAACCGAGUUUGAUUCAUGUGAUCAAUAUUCCAUGGCAGCAGAGAAGGAUUCAGGCAGGUCAGAUGUCUCAGACAUAGGCUCUGACAAUUGCUCUCUGGCUGAUGAGGAGCAGACACCACGGGAUUGUCCAGGUCACAGGUCCUUACGUACUGCUGCUCUCUCUCUGAAACUGCUGAAAACUCAAGAAGCAGACCAGCACAGUGCACGGCUGUUUGUCCAGUCACUUGAAGCCCUUCUUCCUCGGCUUAUAGCUCUUCCCAGCAUAGAGGAGGUGGAUGGAGCACUUCAGAGCUUCUCUUCAACGUUCUGCUCAGUUACUCACCUUAUCCACGCCCCCAAAGUGACGACAGUGGAAAGUCCGAGAAGGCAGCAGCACAGAGCUUUCAAACCCUCACGAGGUAUGAUGCACUCACCAGGAUUUGAGGGAAACCUCAGUUUCAGCUUCCAGACUCUGAUGAAUGCAGACAGUCUAUACAUGGUCUCACAUUACACUCUGCUGCUCAACCUAAAACUGGCCAACUCUGAUUACUACAGGAAGAAGCCUGCUCAAGACCCCAUGUUGCUGAAGGAUUUCAUGAAGCAGGUUCAGUCCAGUGGAGUGUUGAUGGUAUUUUCCCAGGCCUGGGUUGAAGAACUGUACCACCAGGUACUGGAAAGGAACAUGCUGGGGGAAGCUGGAUACUGGGGAAGCCCUGAAGAGCACAGCCUUCCUCUUAUCACCAUGUUAACUGACAUCGAUGGCUUGGGAAGCAGUGCAAUUGGUGGCCAAUUGAUGGCAUCUGCUUCAGCUCAGUCUCCUCUUUCCCAAAACCGGAAAACAGAUGAUUCUGUUGUUGCAGGGGUUGCUUUUGCCCGAUACCUCUUAAUCGGCUGUUGGAAGAACUUGAUUGACACUUUGUCCACACCACUGACUGGCCGUAUGGCAGGCAGCUCCAAGGGGCUGGCCUUCAUCUUGGGAGCAGAAGGAGCCAAGGAGCAGAACCAAAAGGAGAAAGACUCCAUCUGUGUGAGCCUGGAUGGACUGAGGAGGGCAGCCCGGCUAAGCUGUGCUCUAGGAGUUGCUGCUAACUGUGCAUCUGCUCUUGCCCAAAUGGCUGCUGCCUCCUGCGUCCAGGAAGAGAAAGAGGAAAAGGAAAUCCAAGAGCCCAGUGAUACUAUAGCUCAAGUGAAACAGAAAGUGGAGCAGAAACUGGAGCAGAUGGGGAAAGUGCAGGGAGUCUGCCUGCACACUGCUCAUCUUUUGUGUAUGGAUGCAGUCCUUAAUGUGGGCCUGGAGAUGGGCAGCCAUAAUCAGGACUGUUGGCCUCAUGUGUUCAGGGUCUGUGAGUACAUCAGCACGCUGGAGCACACCCACUUCAGUGAUGGUACUUCCCAACCAUCCCUUACCAUCACCCAGUCACAGCAGGCACCUGGAGGGCUGCACCUAGACUCUCUGCCUGGGGAUUCUCCCCAGGCACUGAUUGCUGAGCAGGAGACCACUCUCAGCAGCAAUCCUGUCAUUCAGCCAGUUUCUAUCCAGGAACUCAUCAAGGAGAGCAGUAAGGGCAGAGCUUUUGACUUCCGUGGGGGCAGCCUGCUGUGUGGGACCAGUGCUGCCAAGGCUGUUCUCACACUCUCCACGCAAGCUGACAGACUCUUUGAAGAUGCUACUGACAAGUUAAACUUGAUGGCGCUGGCAGGCUUCCUUUACCAGCUCAAGAAGGCUUCUCAGGCCCAGCUUUUCCAUUCAGUGACAGAUACAGUUGAUUACUCGCUAGCCAUGCCAGGUGAAGUAAAAUCUACCCAGGACAGGAGAAGUGCGCUUCAUUUAUUCCGACUUGGUGAUGCCAUGCUCAGAAUUGUAAGGAGUAAAUCUCGCCCACUGCUGCACGUCAUGCGCUGCUGGAGCCUGGUGGCACCUCACCUUGUAGAGGCUGCCUGUCAUAAGGAGCGACACGUGUCUCGGAAGGCUGUUUCCUUCAUCCAUGACAUCCUCACUGAAGUGCUGACCAACUGGAAUGAACCUUCUCAUUUUCACUUUAAUGAGGCGCUAUUCCGCCCCUUUGAGCGUAUCAUGCAGCUGGAGCUGUGUGAUGAAGAUGUCCAAGACCAGGUGGUCACCUCUAUAGGAGAGUUGGUGGAAAUGUGUUCUACCCAGAUCCAGUCAGGAUGGAGACCCCUAUUCAGUGCCCUGGAAACAGUGCACAGCAGCAGCAAGUCAGAAGUUAAAGAGUACCUUGUAGGAGAAUACUCUAUGGGGAAACGCCAGGCUCCAGUUUUUGACGUCUUUGAAGCAUUUCUAAACACAGACAGCAUCCAGGUCUUUGCCAAUGCUGCCACCAGUUAUAUUAUGUGCCUUAUGAAGUUUGUCAAAGGACUGGGGGAAGUAGAUUGUAAGGAGAUGGGUGACUGUGUGCCAGGAUCAGGAUCUGCAUCCACAGACUUGUGCCUUCCCGCGCUUGAUUACCUCAGGAGAUGUUCUCAGUUGUUAGCCAAAAUCUAUAAAAUGCCCUUGAAACCCAUCUUCCUCAGUGGCCGGCUGGUUAACUUGCCCCGAAGAGUACAGGAACAGUCAGCCAGCAGUGAGGAUGGUAUUGAGUGCAUCCUUUCUGACUUCGAUGACGACACUGGCCUUAUCAAUGUCUGGAUUAUUCUGCUGGAAGAAUUAACAACUGCUAUAUCCAACUGUCCCCGCCAGCACCAGCCUCCUACUUUGGAUCUGCUCUUUGAAUUGCUGAGGGACGUUGCCAAGACACCUGGGCCAGGAUUUGGCAUUUAUGCAGUUGUACAUCUUCUUCUACCCACGAUGUCUCUUUGGCUCCAUCGCAGCCAUGGUGACCAUUCUUACUGGGAUGUGGCAUCAGCUAAUUUCAAGCAUGCCAUUGGCCUUUCCUGUGAACUUGUAGUGGAGCACAUUCAAAAUUUCAUACAUUCAGAUAUUGGUUAUGAAAAUAUGAUCAAUACUAUGCUGAAAGAUCUUUUCAAGUUGCUGGUAGCCUGUGUAGCAGAACCAACAGAAAUUAUUUCCAGAGUUGGCUGCUCUUGUAUCAGGUAUGUGUUAGUGACAGCAGGGCCUGUUUUUACUGAAGAGAUGUGGAGGCUUGCAUGUUGUGCCUUGCAGGACGCAUUCUCUGCCACUCUGGAACCAGUAAAGAACCUGUUGGGCUAUUUCCACAGUGGUUCUGAAAGCUUUAGUGGAGAUGCCUGUGAAGUGAAAGUGGCAGCCCCCUCCCUGUCACCAAGCGCUGAAGCUGAAUACUGGAGAAUCAGAGCCAUGGCACAACAGGUCUUCAUGCUGGAGACACAGUGCUCCCCAAAGACCCCUAGCAACAAGGAAGGGUUUGAACAUGCCCAGUCCUGCGUGCUCAUCAUUGACCUACCACCAGAUAAGAAACCAAAUGGGCAUACACAGAGAAGUAUUCCUUUCAGGACAAUAGUGGUGAGCUUACUGUCCCACCAAGUGCUGCUCCAAAAUUUAUAUGACAUCUUACUGGAAGAAUUUGUGAAAGGCCCUUCUAACUUGGAGGAGAAAAUGACAAUACAAGUACCAGAAAACAAGUUGGCUGGUUUUCUCAGGUACAUCUCCAUGCAAAAUCUGGCUAUCAUCUUUGACUUACUACUGGACUCCUAUAGAACAGCCAGAGAGUUUGACACCAGACCUGGGUUGAAGUGUUUGCUGAAAAAAGUUUCUGGCAUUAGUGGGGCUGCCAAUUUGUAUCGCCAGUCAGCAAUGAGCUUCAACAUCUACUUCCAUGCUUUGAUUUGUGCAAUCCUGACAAACCAGGAGAACAUCACUGCAGACCAAGUGAAGAAGAUCCUCUUUGAAGAUGAUGAGAGAAGCACAGACUCAUCACAGCAAUGUUCUUCAGAAGAUGAAGACAUUUUUGAAGAAACUGCCCAGGUCAGCCCCCCACGAGGGAAGGAGAAAAGACAGUGGAGGGCUCGAAUACCAUCUCUGAGUGUACAGCCCAUCAGUAAUGCAGACUGGGGAUGGCUAAUCAAGCGACUUCAUAAGCUCUGUAUGGAACUGUGCAACAAUUAUAUCCAGAUGUAUCUGGACCUGGAGAAUAACGUAGAAGAGCCCCCAGUAUUCAAAGGUGACUCUUUCUUCAUUUUACCAUCCUUUCACUCAGAAACCUCCACCCCAUCCACCAGCGGGCAAUCUGGGAAGGACACACCAUCGGAAGAUGACCGGAGUCAAAUUAGGGACCAGUUGGGAGACAGCCUGACACCCCGAGGUGGGAGUGGAGAAAUGUUGCUGCUGCCCCCACCUCUGAGUCCUAAACCAGAGAAAAAAGAACAAACCAGAAAAAAAGAAUGGUGGGAGAGUGCUGGCAACAAAAUCUACACCAUAGCCACUGACAAAACUAUCUCCAAGCUCAUGACAGAAUACAAGAAAAGAAAGCAGCAACAGGCCAUGACGUCCUUCACCAAAGAGAUCAAAGUGGAAAAGAAAGGGGAGCUCCUGAGUUCAAGAGGGCCGGACUCGCCCAUACUCCAGCGGCCACAACAUCUUAUAGAUCAAGGUCAAAUGAGGCAUUCAUUCAGUGCUGGUCCAGAAAUCCUGAGGCAAGAAAAGAGACCACGGUCAGGAUCUACAGUCAGCUCCCUGAAUAUAUCUGUUAGGGAUUCUGAGGCCCAGAUACAGGCAUGGACCAACAUGGUGCUGACAGUUCUCAACCAGAUUCAGGCCCUGCCAGACCAAACUUUCACAGCCCUACAGCCAGCGGUGUUCCCCUGUAUCAGCCAGCUGACCUGCCAUGUGACAGAUAUCCGUGUUCGCCAGGCAGUACGGGAAUGGCUAGGAAGAGUGGGUCGAGUUUAUGAUAUCAUCGUUUAAGCCUAGCUGUGCUCUUUUGCAAAGGGGAGAAGACAUCCAAGGUGUACAGCAAAAAAAGUAUUUGGGGUUCAAUAAUUGCCUGUUUGUCAGUGAUAAAUUAAGGAAUUAUGAGCUUGUUGAUGUAUAUCCCCUAUCCACUUGAGACUGUGCAUCCCUCACUCACACUAGCAAAGAAGGCAAAGCAUGAAUGUGUCCAGGGGAGUCUGAAAUGGCCAGAAACUGCCAGUAAAUCAGUCUGGUACCUGAAGGGGUGAUACAUUUCAGUAGCCUUCAUUUCAAUUCAAAUUUGCAACAGUGGGACCCACAAGAAACUGCAGCAGAACUUCCACUCUUGCAAUUACCUGUGAAUGCAACUGUCAUCUGGAUAUCAAACCAGGCCAGUAAACCUAUGUAACUUUAAAAAAAAUAAAUAAGUUAGGAAAAAAAGGUGAGGCUAUAGGACAAGUAAAAAGGUGAGAUUUGUUUAGGGUAAAUCUCUUUCUAUUCAGAAAUUAGCAUGAGAAAGGAAAAACAGGUAAAGAUUAUUAUAGUAACUGUAUGCCUCAGUCACUGGAGAAAGUGGAAAUUUAUUUUGCUCCAAGAAGAGCCUUUGAAGUCUGGUCACAUUUGGGGUAGCUAAUAAGUGGCUGUUAAAGUAUAUGGGUCUAAAAUUGGUGAACCAAGCACAGACUGUUCAUUGUUUCAUUGCUCUUGUGGAGUAUUGCUUGAAGAGAAAUGGCACUGUCAAACUGCCCUUUCUACGAAACUACCCUGGCUGCCUCUUCAGCUAUACCUACAGCCGAUCAUUUUUCCACAAGUCUAAUUCCCCCUAAGGGCAACUGGGAAGUUUUGUUUUGCUGUUUCCUAUGAAGGUGGGGGGAACACACCACAUAGCAAAUACCAGCAUGUGCCAAUACCCAACAUUCAGCUAAACAGAAUAAAGUGGUCCAGUUUAAACAACACUGCAGCAAAGGUAAUUUAUGCUUCUACUGGAAAUUUAUGUGUUUGCUUAUGUAGAGCUGCUAUAGCCAGGAAUACCCUUAUCACCUUUGUUAAGCUUAGCCUUUUGCUCCACAUCAAGCUGAAUGAAGAUGGAAAAUAGACUGAAAGAAAUGUACGUUUCCAUUUUCUCUCCCAUUUCUUGACUGCUGUUGUAAAUAGAAAGGGACCCAUCCUCAGGGAGGUCCAUCCCCCUCUGUGCCGCACUCCAAUAGGGACUGCUGCAACAUGCUGAUAUUAUGAAGGGGGAGGAGAAGGGGAAGGAUUGACUAUUGUAUUGUCAAAUACCUAUGUGAUGCUGUUCACAUUAGACAUAGCAGUUACCUCGCUGCACAAGUUACGUCACAGCCCCAGGAUAUUCCAUCUCAUACUCCCAUACUGCAUAAUUUGAUGACUGGAAGUUGAGAUAAUUUGUUUAACAUAAGCUGAUUUUAAUCUUGAGUGACCCCUUAAUAAUGUUUGCCCAAGACUUUUAGAAUGUGCACACCAACUAAAUAUACAGCUUCAGUCCCUUCUCCAAAAGCAUCCUUAAAGUAACAUCUCUUUAUAUCAAGCCUCGAUUUUGCACCACUAACUGCUUUCAGCAUUUUAAAUCUAGAAAAAGAGGGAGCCAGAAGGCUUCACUGAACAGCUGUCACCCAAGCUGAUGUGCUUAUAAAGAGCCUGCCUUUAUCCUCCUGUUUUUUGCCCUCAUUGGUCACUUCUCAUUUGUCACCUGCUGGACUUACUUGUGCAGGGAAUAUUUGUCCCGUAACUUUCCUCUAGCAUCAGUCACAGUUUCCCUUUCAUAACUCCCAUUUGCUAAACCAUUUCAAGAACAUAAUUCCUUAAAAACAACACUUUGUCACCUGCCUUGACUUUGUAAAUGAGUGAUUUAACAGUUUUAUCAACUGCCAGUUUUUCCCUAACAAUUUUAAUACUUCCCUAGGGACAAGUGAGAUUAGCCCUUCGUAUAUAGUUUGAUUUCUGUUGCCAUGUCUUUCUUACACAUCUUUAGGUAAAGUAAAAGGGUGGUUAUAUUUGUGUUAACAAAGUUUUCAUUGGGCAUCUAUACGUUUCUACUUUUAAAGCAGUACAUUAAUUAGACAAUAACAUAAAUCAUAAUUAAUAACAUGGCAGGGAGGUUGGAACUAGAUGAUCUUUAAGGUCCCUUCCAACUCUAACUAUUCUAUGAUUCUAUGAUUAUAUAUGGAAAGCACCCAUAUGUGUUAUUAUACAUGCAUUGAAUGGAUGCAGAUAGUAUUGUUCUAACCUAAAGCAAACCCUUUAAUUGGAGAAAUAGAUAGCAAUACCAGUGGAAUCACUCAAGACUUUGGAAUUUGGCCUAGUAUCUAGGAAAUGCUAUGGGUAUGUGUUGCAAUAUGAAAAUCCUCUGUAAAACAGAAAGAAAAGCUCUAGGAGUGACGAUACCACCGCUUCCUUAAGCCCAUGAACACAGCAUAACCUAGCAUUACUUGAUUAUCCACUGUCUUGACCCAAAAUAUAACUUCAUUUCAACUUUUAACACUGCAACUACCGUAGUGGAAAUGAGUAGGAGUAAAGUUGAGGUAUUUUAGACUUACCUUAUUUUAAACUUUGCCCUUCCAAUUAUGCACUAAGUGCCCAUUGUCAUCCCUAGUGCCUCUGCUCGUUAACACCCCUCCAUAAGACCUCACAAGUAAUUCCAGAAAUGCAGUUUUAAAGUGUGGGGGUGGAGGAAUCUUUGAAGCAGCAGGCUUCACAUAAGCAAAAUUUAGAAUGUGCAGGUCUUCCUUUCCUUUAUAUGUGAAAUGGUAAGCAGGUGAGGAGAGCAGCCGCUUCAGGAACCAUUAUUCUGAGCUGCAGAAACUUUCUGAUGCAUCUCUCUAGCAAAGGAAUGAAUUUAAAAAAAUGGAGUUUAUCAGAUUCUCCACUACUUUUUUUGCUAGUUUAGCUAUAGACAUCAGCAAGCCCCAAAGAAGCACAACACUAAGCACAUGAUGUCACUACUUUAUAGCCUUUUUCAGUCUGUUUCAUGCAUACUUUGGGCUUAAGACUGGCUGGUAAUUUUCAUCUGAACUGAUUGGGAAAAAAAAAAUGCAAACACUAGAUGUGGCAGUUUGGCAUCCUUCUCAGGUACAAGAGCUGCACCUCUGCUGCCUUUGUCUAGCUCACACCACCCUUCUUAGGGUCACCACAGCAAUCGAAGGCAACAAUAUCACAUUUUAAAAUCUUGUAGGCAACCAUUAAUGGAGAAAGAUGCUGUUGGCCAGCAUCAGCUACCUUUUAUUGCACAUGGAAUAGUUCAUCACCAUGCAAAGCUGGGAAAAAAAAAAAAGCAGUGCACUCAUCAGGAAAGUGCUACUUUUCUUGUAUCGUAGAGCCAGGGUUUGACCCCCACUGGUAUAUUCUCAGGCCAUUCCAUAUGUUUGCACUUAAUAUUCUGUAGUGUGAAUAUCCGCAGAUAUAUAUGAGACAAUUGGAAUGUUUAUGUGUAGAUUCCUGUUGCUCCAGUCAGUGUCAUACUCUGAACAUUCUGCACAUUUGCAGAGCGAUAUCCACAUUAAUGAUAAGUUUAUCAUGUUCUCUGACUAUUUGUGUCUCAUCAGCAAUGGUUAAUGCAGUUGUUCUGGUAAUAUCCCCACAGUAGUCUUUUCUGAGCAUUCAGCAGCCAUAGUAUUACCAUCACAUCUCAGUUAACAGGCUUUCAUCUCUCUAAAUAAGAUAUUGAUUUAAUACUCUCCUAGGGAUAAACACUCAUGUGAGAGUAACAACUAGCUUAAUUUAACAUCUAGAAAGAAUUAUUAGGGAAGGAUUUAUGUAGACCUGGGCAAAACUUUCCUGUAAAACUCCAAGCACAGGCAACACAACUUUUGCCUCAUUACAGAUAAAAGUCCUCUGAAUUAUCACUGGCUAAUGUCAAGGCCAAGAAGAAUUUACACCUGUGAUUUCUAAGGUAACUUGUCUUUCAAUUUUACCUUCAAGUUUUGUCUAAAACCCAAACCUGACUGUAAAAUUCACCAACAAAACCUCGCCUGCCAAAGACAGAACCUCCAAAUCUGAAUACGGUGUGUUACCAUACGUAAUCUCCAUCUGCACUUGAUAAAGUAGCAGCUCAGUGUUGGUAUCUCCACUGCAGAGCUCAGCACAGCACCAGUAUGAGACCAUAUGGCAAACGAUUUAGCAAGUAGAGAAGUCCAGCUCUGUGUGCUGCCUGCACUUUGUUCCUCUCUCCACAGUUUAGGCCCACUCUCAAAGUGCCUGAGGUGUUGAAAUCAAUGCAAGUUACGUUAAUGGGAUAUCUUUAAUACUCAGGACUCAGUCCUUGAAUCCUUCAAUCCCUACACACAGGUUCACAUGUUCUCAGGAAAAGGGAAGUCCUGUAGAGUUCCUGAUGUCACCCUCUCUGCUGCUGUCCUCUAUAUACCUCCUGCUUGAAAAAUCCACAAGAACCAGCAUAUAUUCCCAUGCAUCCCAGUGCCCCAAAACUAGUACCUUCACUUUUGCACAGAUCCAGUUUUAACAUGCAAGAGGCUGACCAUAGCAAGCCAAAGUAAUUUAUUUCUACCUAGCUCAUCUGUGUAGAACCUUAUUCAGAAAUUGAGCACGUGGUUGGAUAUUUUCACCUUUAACAAUCCAUUCUAGAAAUGUCAUUACUCAGUGAUAAAUUGUUUUUAAUUUGAAAAAAACCCAAAACAUUUAAGUGCUUUGUUUCCUUGCCCUGGCUUUUGGGGAUGUGUGCUAAGAUUAUCCUUUACCAAGCUAUUUACUCAUUAAUCUACUAUAGUAAUUUCUGGGAAGAUUGAUGUACAGUGCUAAUCAUGGCAUAUGACCAAAAAUAUGGUUGGGGUUUUUGUCAAUAUCUGAUCAUUCCACAAUCGUUUGAAGAAACAAUAGAAUGGCAACACCUUAAAAAAAAAAGUGAAUUCUUUUCUUUUUUAGCAUAAGGACCAAGCUACCGUAGCACAGAAGCACAAAUGUGGGAUUUUAUGCAAUGUAGGUAACAGCAUCUGGCAGCUAGAGAUCUGUUUUCACUGCACCUCCCUAUUUUGAGUAGAGCUUCUGUAGGGAUAUGACUUAAGAGUCUCUUAGCAGCCCUCACCAGCAACACGCCUGGGACUCCAGGAAGUUGUACAGCUGCAAGGAAGAAGUCGUAGCUCCUCUUUCUGUUGUUUCCACUAAUCCCCCUCAGGAUGUAUACUUUAUGUGUUACACUAACUGUAUGAUACCAUACUAAACAAACAUUUUUGACCAAACAUGGAGUGCUAGCUAGCUAAGAACAAAAAAUACAAAAGCACAUGGUGUAAGUAUACAUCGGUCUUUUUUACUUAGUGCUCAGAGAUCUCCAAGCUAAAAAUAAAAAGUAGAGGAAAGAAACAUCCUAAUUCUGUGGAUAUCAGUGGAGCUACAUUGAAUGAUCCUGAAUUAAUGCAAUAAUGAGCUUGCCUGUAGGACCAGAUCCCUUAAAUUCUCUUUAUUUUUGUCAAAUUCACAAGUUGAAGGAUUUCGUGAUCUCCAUUGCCACACUGAAUCAGGGAACUGAGUUUAUGGAAGACAUUUUUCGUUAAGAAACAUGGCAAAGGGAUCUAUUUCAAUCCUUUUACGCCAACAUCCCAUUUACCAAGAGGAAGUUAUGUGCUUCCAUAUAUAUCAUCUAAAUACCAGGGAGCACCAGAGGCUUGCUUCCUAUCCAUGCAUUUGGUUCAUCUGGGCUGCAGUGAAGUGUCAUGCUUCCACAAGAAGCAUGCUGAAAUGAGAGAGCUGAGCUGGCAGAGAGGCACAGGCACUCAGGUUUCAGUUAGGGACAGGUAUCACCUCCACAAGUAGGCUGUGGCUCCUGAGCCCCCAGCUCUGCAGACAAAAGCAGGAUUCAAUACCAAAGGGAGAACAGGCAGGAAGGGCAGAGCUCAGCGGUGACAGAGCUCUGUACUGCACAAUGUUUGCUGAGGCAGAUGGGAGCAGGAGAUUGAAUAGUAAGCAAAGCAGCAAGCACCUUUUUUUUUUUCAGUUCCCUCCACUUUCUCUUCCCUCCUCCCCGUUGUCAUUAUUUGUGAGACUGCAAACCAUGGGCCCUUCAGGAAGAACUGAAAAUUGAAAUUAAGCCAAAGGGAGUGAACACUCCGUUUUGCCAAAGAUCUAAGUCUUUCCUCUUUGAGAAUUAAAAUAAAUAAAUAAAUAAAUAAAUAAAUCAAAUUUUAUUUCCAUGAUGAUGGCUGCCAUAGGAAGCAUUUUACCACAAAACUUGAUUCCCAGGACUUCAUCUCUCUAGCUGUGUAUUCAGGAGGAGCCACUAAUACUUUUUGAGAGAAACUGUAAAUCACCUUGUUAAGUGAGUGCUUACUUUGGGUUUACCUUCUGCUGAGUUCAUACCUAGCUGAAUCCAUGUUUCCUCCCUCUGCCUUUCUGCUCUUCUUUAGAAAAACACCUCCCCAUGUCUGCCACGUCCUGUUGUACUGCUAGCUUUGUUUGGUCCUUGGGUGUCCAGUGGUCAGGCAGUCACUGUAAGCUGGCUUGAAAAUUGUAUUUUGUGUAUAUUUUAUUCUGACUGAAUUCUGAAAUGGAAAUAUUUUAAAACAAAAAUUAUAAACUAUUUAUGUUGCUUGUGUUGUAGAAUAAAGAU
This is a messenger RNA of Cuculus canorus (common cuckoo), 13513 nucleotides long. It is a transcript of the gene ARFGEF3, whose product is annotated as ARFGEF family member 3. The record is from RefSeq and is a predicted model, not a curated record. The coding region runs from base 202 to 6957 and encodes 2251 amino acids. Gene Ontology annotation, biological process: regulation of ARF protein signal transduction. The transcript has 36 exons. NCBI's taxonomy places the organism in Eukaryota, Metazoa, Chordata, Aves, Cuculiformes, Cuculidae. Gene Ontology annotation, molecular function: guanyl-nucleotide exchange factor activity.